Molecule: messenger RNA, 1750 nt
Organism: Dermatophagoides farinae (American house dust mite)
Lineage: Eukaryota; Metazoa; Arthropoda; Arachnida; Sarcoptiformes; Pyroglyphidae
Gene: VAChT
Product: Vesicular acetylcholine transporter
Biological process (GO): transmembrane transport; chemical synaptic transmission; xenobiotic transport
Cellular component (GO): AP-2 adaptor complex; AP-1 adaptor complex; terminal bouton
Molecular function (GO): acetylcholine transmembrane transporter activity; xenobiotic transmembrane transporter activity
Source: RefSeq, a predicted model, not a curated record
UGUGUGUGUUUGCGUGUGCUAUUUUGGUGGUAAUUGUGUGUGUGUAUUGUGUUGUGUAUUAUUGGUGGUGGAUUUAUGUUUGCACUUGGAAUUAUCGACGACAACGGGCAAUAAAUAUAAAAACAAAAAAUUCGAACAAAUCAUCAUCAUCAUCAUCAUCAUCAUUACUAUCGAUUAAUUCGUUCAUCACAAAUUCAAAUUCAUCUUCAUCAUGCCUUUCAUACCGAUUAUUAAUCAGGAUACGGAAGAAUUAUGGAAACGUUUCAACGAAAAAAUCGAAGAACCAAAAAGUCAACGUCGUAUUAUAUUGUUUAUAGUAUGUGUGGCAUUAUUAUUGGACAAUAUGCUUUAUAUGGUUAUUGUACCGAUUAUACCGGAUUAUCUACGAGAGAUUGGUGCAUGGGAAACACAUGUAGAAAAUGCCGAAAUUGAAUAUCGUAAUAUAUCGAAUAAAUUCGUUCCAUUUCGUAUUGGUGGUACUACAGUUUAUGAAGGUGAAGAUUCAGCCGUCGGUAUGUUGUUUGCAUCGAAAGCAAUAGUCCAAUUAUUUGUCAAUCCAUUCUCUGGUGCUAUAAUCGAUCGUAUCGGUUAUGAUAUACCGAUGAUGAUCGGUCUUGGUGUUAUGUUCUUUUCGACCGCUGUGUUCGCUUGUGGCCAAAGUUAUGGUGUAUUAUUUUUGGCACGAUCAUUACAAGGUGUUGGUUCAGCAUUUGCCGAUACAUCUGGUUUGGCUAUGAUUGCUGAUCGUUUUACGGAAGAAAAUGAACGACAACGUGCAUUGGCUAUAGCGUUGGCAUUCAUAUCGUUCGGUAGUUUAGUAGCACCACCAUUUGGUGGUAUUCUUUAUCAGAUUGCUGGUAAAGAAGUACCAUUCAUCAUAUUAUCAUUAGUAUGUUUGAUUGAUGCAUUUCUAUUGAAAUUUGUGAUGCAACCGACCAAAGAAAUACAACAAGAAUGUUCAUCAGUAGAAAAACCGGCCGGUACACCCAUACAUACAUUACUUAUGGAUCCAUAUAUUUGUUGUUGUGCCGGUGCAUUAAUUAUGGCAAAUGUAUCAUUAGCAUUUCUUGAACCAACAAUAUCAUUGUGGAUGGAAGAUACGAUGCAUGUUGAAGAAUGGCAAAUGGGUCUAGUAUGGUUACCAGCAUUUUUUCCACAUGUAUUGGGCGUCUAUUCAACCGUUACAUUAGUGGAAAAAUAUCCACGUUAUCAAUGGUUUUUUGCCGCAUUCGGCCUUGCCCUUGAAGGCAUCUGUAGUUUUAUAUUACCAUUCUCAAAAUCAUUCUGGUUUCUAAUAUUACCAAUAUCCGGUAUCUGUUAUGGUAUAGCAUUGGUCGAUACAUCAUUAUUGCCUGCACUUGGUUAUUUAGUCGAUUUACGUUAUGUUUCAGUUUAUGGUUCAAUAUAUGCUAUUGCCGAUAUAAGCUAUUCAGUUGCAUAUGCAAUUGGUCCAAUUAUUGCUGGUUCAAUCGUUGAAUCGAUUGGUUUCACUGCAUUAAAUGUUUGUAUUGCAUUAUCCAAUCUAUUAUAUGUACCAGUAUUGGCUUCAUUACGUCAUGUUUAUGAUUAUGAACAAUUUGAACCGGAAAAUAUUGGUAUGACUGAACAGACGAUACCGUCACAACGACCAUAUGGACAACAAUCGGGACAACGUUUAAUAAUGACUGGACAAUCACAACAACAACAACAACAACAACGACAACAACAGCAAUCUUCUUAUGUUACAUUUAACAAUAACAAUUAUUCUUCA